Poecilia latipinna (sailfin molly) is the source of this 3669-nucleotide messenger RNA. It is a transcript of the gene alg13, whose product is annotated as ALG13 UDP-N-acetylglucosaminyltransferase subunit. Gene Ontology annotation, molecular function: cysteine-type deubiquitinase activity; K63-linked deubiquitinase activity. The record is from RefSeq and is a predicted model, not a curated record. Bases 470 to 2800 code for a protein of 776 amino acids. Gene Ontology annotation, biological process: protein deubiquitination. The transcript has 24 exons. NCBI's taxonomy places the organism in Eukaryota, Metazoa, Chordata, Actinopteri, Cyprinodontiformes, Poeciliidae.
ACGGUUCCGUAUUUUACGGGACGGGUGGCAGCCCUAUUCUGGUUUGUGGUUAGAACCCAAAAACAGAACCAGAGCCGAGCACCGACAGGCGGGAAUAAAACCGGAAGGUCCGACAUCGACUCCGACUAAGCCCCACCCCCUGCUCGGUGCUCACCUGCAGCCGAAAGCUUCAGUAAAUCAGAAUUAACGCCAUUAAUCUGAACAUAUUGUGAAUUUUGUAACUUUCUAUGCAACAAUGGUUGAUUCCUCUGACGUCAUAAUGAUCCGGUUCAUUCAGUGCUGCGGUUCCAAGCCAGUGAACGGUUCUUUCCGAUCCUCUCUUCGUCCGUGAAUGCCUCGCAGACAACGCGCGGUCUGGCGUUCAUUAGACCUGAUUGAAGUCACCUGGAGGCGCGCGCGGCCGCUUUAGCGGAAGUCACUGAGGUCAGGAACUGUUCCGUGCACGUGGAGCGCGGUUCGGUUCGGCGGGAUGCAGAAAGGCCUGAAGAAGUACUUCGUGAACAUGGACGAGUACCUGUCCAGUCUGGGUCUGUACCGGAAGAUGGUCGCGCGGGAUGCGUCCAGCCUGUUCCGGGCCGUUUCCGAGCAGCUCUACUUCUCCCAGAACUACCAUCAGAAGAUCCGACUAGACUGCGCGAGCUUCAUGCGGGCCAACAGGUGCAACUUUGAGCCGUUUGUGGAGGGUUCCUUUGAGAAGUACCUGGAGCGUCUGGAGGAUCCGAAGGAGACGGUGGGUCAGGUGGAGAUCAAGGCUCUGUCUCAGCUCUACAGGCGGUGUUUCCUGAUCUACCGUUACCCCGGGAAACCGGCCACCAUCAUCUCAGAGAACGACUUUGAGGACAAGGUAACCUUGUGCUGCUCCAUCAAUGGUCACUAUGACAUCAUCUAUGGGCGGAGCUACCCAGCCUCGGCAGCGCUGUGCCAGUCUCUGCUCUACGAGCUGCUCUACACUCAGGUGUUCGGCGUGGAGGGAGGGGAGCUCUGGCAGGCCAUGGAGGCCUUCAGGGCUGGAGGUCGUCGCUAUAGAAAUAGCCUGUCUGUGUGCAGCGACGUUGACGUGGGCUACGACGCACCUGAGGACCGGGUGCACAGGGACGAGGCGGAGGCGGGCGGAGCAGCAGAGGAGACCAAGCCGUCUGCUGAGGCUCCGCCCACCUCCAGACUCUGUUUGCCCUACAAAGUCCUGAAGUCUCUGGACGGCGACGUCUACAGGAACCUGGAGUUUGACGUGUGGCAGGACACCUGCAAAGAGAUGCAGAAGACGGACUACAUGGUGUUCGCGGGUCGACAGUACUUCCUGGGAGACAAGUGCCAGGUUCGUCUGGAGCCCAAAGGGAAAUUCUACAAUGCCUUCAUCCAGGAAGUGGGAACCCACUCGACGGCCGUCACCGUGUUCAUUGAGGAGCUGGGAGAGAAACACCUGGUUCCGCUGACGGAUCUGAAACCAGUCAACCCAGUGCCUGCCUGGAACGUGGCGGCGCCAGCCAGGAAAGGAGAUCCAGCAGACCCAGAGUCUCGAGGUCAGCGUCAUCACCGCCAUCGUUACUUCAGGAAGUCCCGCGGUAGCAGCGGGGCAAAGGGGACGGAGCUACUGAUGCCACCGCCCAUUUCCUAUGGAGGCCCCGCCCCCUCAUCCCUCCCUCCCCGCUUCCAACCCACAGGUCAUCCUCGCCCACCCCUCCCUCCGUCACCAGGGGCCCUGACCUACGACCCUUAUGCCCCCCCACACCACCACACCCCUGCAGCAAGAGCCCCACGCUACGCCAUGUCAAGUCCUACUCGGUUCCUGAACCGUCAGCUGAUUGGUCCACAUCUGACCUAUUACCACCCAGGCAGAAGAUAUUACCAGGACUACGAGAAUUACGCCUUCCGGUCCCGCCGCAGUCGGCGCCACUUGCUGGCCGUCAGUAAGGAAUGUCAGUUUGGGUUUCCCGCUGAGGCGGUGGAGGAAGCAGCCGACCUCGACCCGCCCAUGACCUUCUACCAGCUGGAGGACGCCGGCGAUGCCGUCUUCCCCCCCCUGCAGGGCCCUGCUGUGGGUCCCCCCAUAGGGGGCCCCUCACCUCCCUCAGGCUCCUCCUACCGGGUGCAGCGGACCGCGGUGGGCCGCCCACCAACCUCCCCGCCCGGCGCCACGCCUGCCUGCUCCUCAGAGGAUGACCAGGCGGACGUCAGCACCGUGGAGGACCAGGCCGAGUACGCGGAGGAGUAUGUGUUCGGCGCCCAGGAUCAGAGCUACCAGAUGCCAGGCGUCUACACAGCCAAUGAGCCCGCUGCCAGUCAGGACGAACAGGAAAGGGGUCCGACCAACUCUCCAAGCAGAUCAGACAUAACCUACAGCUACACUCCACAGGUGGUGAAGCCGCUGCCGGUCAUCUGCUCCUCCCCCUCCUCCUCCUCUUCCUCGCCUCCCUCGCCGUCCCGGGUCCCGGCCGCCACUCACCUGCCGCCGGCCGCACACGCUCAGACUCGCCCAGUUUCCAUGACGAUAUCCGCUGCCACUCCCUGGUUGGUCAGCGAGUCGGGCGAGCCUCUGUGCACCGUGCUGGCUCCGCCCCCUUACUCCUACGACCCAAACGGCAGCGACUUGCCCAGAGACUGCAGGGUCGUCCAGUACUACUACAACCUGGGAGUGCAGUGGUUCCACCAGAGCUGCUGGCAGCAGCAGGCCUACCCUCCCCCCACCUCCCCCCACUACCUGGGCCAGGAGCCCCCCCCCCACGGUGAGUCGGGUCCAGAGUUGAUUGACGGAACAUUCUCUGUAGAACCGGGUCGUUUGGGCCGGAGCUCAACCCUCUGACACCGGAGUCUGUUUAAAACCAGUGAAACCAGUCUGAACUGGGAUGUGAUGACUCCUUCCUGUGCUUCUGCCCCCAGCGGCCCCCCCUCCCUUCCCUGAGGGUGGCUGUGGCCGGGCCCAGCAGCCACCCUCCUCCUACCCAGAAUCCUCCAGGGCAUCGGACAGCCAGACGGAGGCCCAGCCCAGCGGCCCUGCCCCCUCAGUGGAAGGACCCGCCUCCAUCAUGACCCCGGCGUCUCCAGGCUCCACCCCCUCAGGACUGCUGUACCCGGAUCAGACCGCCCUUCCUGCCGCCACUCUGCUGCACCUGCCAUUUGAAGCUCCGCCCCCUGCUGGCUACCUGCCAGCAGCGCCUCAGCCUCCUCUUCCUCACCCCCCCCACCUGCCCCACUCCUCCUACCAUCCUUGCGUUCCUCCUCCUGCCCACUGGGGGGCGCUGUCGACCUCAGGCCACGCCCCCCGUGUCUACUGCCCCGUCCCCAGUCCUCAUGUGGUCGGCUACAUCACCGCCCCCCACCUUCAUCACACCCCCACACACUACAUGUCCCCCUCCAUGUGAACGUUAGCUUGUGGCUAAUGGCUCCCUUUAUUUUCAAUGGGUGUCGCUAGCAGGUUCAGGUUCAGGAUUUGAGUUCCAACUAAAGUCACAUGACUGAGAUGCACUAGGAUGGUUUUCUCCAACAUGUCUGCCACAGUCACUUCCUGUUCAGAAGAUGGAGGAAUCGGAACCGGGUUGUUCUGAAUAGCGGCUAAUCACAGUGGGAGGCGGGGCUAAGGGGCGGGGCUAGUCCCUCACCUUUGCGAGGGAUUUCUUUGUGUUCAGUUCUGGUGCCGGUUUGUUUUGGGUGAAUAAAGUUCGUUCCACAGCA